Messenger RNA from Anolis carolinensis (green anole), 3089 nucleotides. It is a transcript of the gene bcar1, whose product is annotated as BCAR1 scaffold protein, Cas family member. Gene Ontology annotation, molecular function: protein binding. The record is from RefSeq and is a predicted model, not a curated record. Gene Ontology annotation, biological process: cell migration; cell surface receptor protein tyrosine kinase signaling pathway. NCBI's taxonomy places the organism in Eukaryota, Metazoa, Chordata, Lepidosauria, Squamata, Anolidae. Gene Ontology annotation, cellular component: plasma membrane; cytoplasm; focal adhesion.
CCCCCCCUCUGGCUGACGUCACUCGCCGGGUUCAGGCGCCGAAGGAGAAGGAGGAGAAGCCGAGGCUGGGACGAUGCGUUAAGGGCGCACGGGCACUGCGGCCGCCCCUCCUCCGUUGCGCGCGGCCUGGCCGGGAAGAUGAACUACCUGAACGUGCUGGCCAAGGCGCUGUACGACAAUGUGGCGGAGUCCCCGGACGAGCUGUCCUUCCGCAAGGGCGACAUCCUGACGGUGCUGGAGCGCAACACGCAGGGCCUGGCCGGGUGGUGGCUCUGCUCCCUCCACGGGCGCCAGGGCAUCGUCCCCGGGAACCGCCUCAAGGUCCUGGUCGGCAUGUACGACAAGAGGCAGGCGCAGCCGCCCCCGCCCGGGGCCCCCGCCACGCCCCCCCACCCGCCCCCGGGGGGCUUCCCCGCCCUCUCCCCCGCCCCCGCCUCACAGUACACCCCCAUGCACCCCUUCACCCCCCAGGAGGACAACGUCUACCUGGUGCCCCCCCUCACCAAGGCCCUGGCCCCCGGCCCCUUCCCCACCCCCCUUCCCCACCCUCCCUACCCCAAGCAGAGCCCCCCCCAGGGACCGGACCUCUACCAGGGCCCCCCCGGACCCCAGGACCUCUACCAGGUGCCGCCACCGCCACCACCGCCCCCCACCACCGGGGCCGGGCAGGAGAUCUACCAGGUGCCCCCCGCUCUGGACGGACGGACGAGGGAGACCCCCAAGGCGCCCCCCGGGAAGAAAACGGCCCAGGCUCUUCUGUUGCCUGUGGUGGUCCCCACGCGUGUGGGGCAGGUGUACGUCUACGAUUCGCCCAAGUCGGAAGCGGACGAGUACGACGUCCCCCGACACCUGCGGGAGAUCUACGACGUCCCCCCCACGCGGGGCCUCCUGGUCAACCAGUCCAGCCAGGAGGUGUACGACACCCCCUCCAUGAUGGCCAAGGGGCUCAGCGGCAGGAGUCUGGGCCCCUCCCAGGAGAUCUAUGACGUGCCCCCCAGCGUGGAGAAAAGCCUACAGGUGUAUGACAUUCCCCCCUCGGUCAGCAAGGACGUGCCGGACGCUCCCGCGCGGGACGAGACGUACGACGUGCCCCCCGCCUUCUGCAAAGCCAAGCCCUUCGACCCCUCGCGGCACCCGCUCGUCCUGGCCCAGCCGGGGUUGCCGCCCCCCCCCGCCGGCGGAGCCUUACUUGCCGAAGACGUCUACGACGUGCCUCCGGCCACGGCGGUCGCCGCCGCCCCCGACUCGCAGGAGAUCUACGACGUGCCGCCGGGGCUGCGGAAGGCGCCGUCCUGCCAGGAGGUCUACGACGUGCCGCGGGAUCUGCCGGCGGGGGGGCGGGACGGCGAGGGCGACUACAUCUACGACGUGCCCCCCCAGGCGGACCCCCGGGAGGGGAAGCGGCUCUCGGCCUCCAGCACGGGCAGCAACCGCAGCAACCUCUCCAGCUCCUCUCUGGACACGGUGCCGGUCAAGGAGGCCGCGGAGAAGGAGCUCCCGCUGGACCAGGAGGCGGCCAUGGAGACGCUGGCCCGGCUCCAAACCGCCGUGGCCGCCUCCGUCUCCUACCUCAUGUCCUUCGUCAGCGGCAACUGGCGCGGCCCCGAGCAGAUGGAGGCCCAGGCGGGCCAGAUCCGGGGGGCGGCCGAGAGCGUCCGGGGGGCCCUGCGGGAACUGCUGGAGUUUGCCCGGCUGGCGGUCAGCAACGCCGCCCAGGCCUCCGACCGCUCGCUCCACGCCAAGCUCAGCAAGCAGGUCCAGAAGAUGGAGGAGGUCUACCAGGCGCUGCUGCGGCAUGGCCAGGCCCUCGACGCCUGCAGCUGGGCGCCAUCCGCCCUCUCGGCGCCCACCAAGCCCGGCACCCUGGACGACCUGGAGCACCUGGUGAUGUUCUCGCGGGGAGUGCCCGACGACACCAAGCAGCUGGCCUCCUUCCUGCACGGCAACGCCUCCCUGCUCUUCCGGAGGACCAAGGCCCCCCCCGCCUCCCUGGGCGACGCCGGGCCCGGCCUGCACGCGGCAGACAAGGCCAGCACCAUCCAGUCCCGGCCGCUGCCCUCGCCCCCCAAGUUCCUGGCCCAGGACUCGCCCGACGGGCCCUACGAGAACAGCGAGGGCAGCUGGAUGGAGGACUACGACUACGUGCAUCUGCAGGGGAAGGAGGAGUUUGAGAAGACCCAGAAAGAGCUGCUGGAGAGAGGAAACAUCACCCGGCACGGCAAGGGGCAGCUGGAGCAGCAGCAGUUGAAGCAGUUUGAGCGUCUGGAGCAGGAGGUGACGCGGCCGAUCGACAACGACCUCUCCAGCUGGACCCCUCCGCAGCAUUAUGCGCAUGUCCGGAGCGCCGGUGGCGUUGGUGGCGCCGCCCUGUGCCCUUCGGACCGCCCGCUGCUGCUCUUCUACCUGGAGCAGUGCGAGGCCAACCUGACCACGCUGACCAACGCGGUGGACGCCUUCUUCACGGCGGUGGGCGCCAACCAGCCGCCCAAGAUCUUCGUGGCGCACAGCAAGUUCGUCAUCCUGAGCGCCCACAAGCUGGUCUUCAUCGGGGACACGCUGGCCCGCCAGGCCAAGACCCCCGAGGUGCGCCACAAGGUCACCCACUACAGCAACCUCCUCUGCGACAUGCUCAAGGAGAUCGUGGCCACCACCAAAGUGGCCGCGCUCCAGUACCCCUCUCCGGCCGCCGCCAAGGACAUGGUCGAGCGGGUCCACGGCCUGGCCAACAGCACCCAGCAGUUCCGCAUGGUGUUGGGCCAGCUGGCCGCCAUGUGAGCACGCGCCGUGGACAUGGACUGUAAAUACAUUGGUUGGACUUCGGGGACGCCGGGCAUGGGCCAACUUUGGCCCUCCCUCGGGGCGUUUUGGACUCCAACUCCCACAAUUCCUAACAGCCGGUAGGCUGUUAGGAAUUGUGGGAGUUGGAGUCCAAAACGCCCCGAGGGAGGGCCAAAGUUGGCCCAUGCCUAGUCUCCAUUCUCACCACCAAGAAAGACAAAUAAUUAUUUUUUUUUCCUCCCCGUUUGAUUCUGAAAUCGUUUGGCUUAAUGGGCACUAUUUAAAUCAAAUAAAGAAGAGAGAGAAUCCAA